Messenger RNA from Patiria miniata (bat star), 2426 nucleotides. Its product is annotated as actin-like protein 6B. Lineage: Eukaryota; Metazoa; Echinodermata; Asteroidea; Valvatida; Asterinidae. The record is from RefSeq and is a predicted model, not a curated record. Gene Ontology annotation, biological process: nervous system development; regulation of transcription by RNA polymerase II. The coding region runs from base 132 to 1427 and encodes 431 amino acids. The transcript has 13 exons. Gene Ontology annotation, molecular function: chromatin binding. Gene Ontology annotation, cellular component: SWI/SNF complex; NuA4 histone acetyltransferase complex.
UCGACGUGACAGCAGUCUGUGCAUGUGUACUGUGUACUGUGAGCGCUCAUAUUUUGUCGUGGAGUCGUGCUCAUCAAUAAGACAUAAAUCUUGCUGAUUGAGAGAUAUUUGUGUGAUUAUUGGUAUUCACAAUGAGUGGAGGAGUCUACGGAGGAGAUGAAGUUGGUGCCCUGGUCUUUGAUGCUGGAUCUUACUCAACCAGAGCUGGUUAUGCAGGGGAAGACUCACCCAAGGCUGAGAUCCCGACAGCUGUGGGUGCCCUUGAAAACAAAGAGCUGGAAUCAUUAGACAUUGACGGUCUCGGUGCCCCACCCUCAAUCCGCGAUGGAGCCAAGAAAAAAUACAUCAUUGAUGUCAACUCACUGGGUGUGCCCAGAGCUGGGAUGGAGAUGGGCAACCCACUCAAGGAUGGCAUGGUUGAUGAUUGGGAUAUGUUUGGGGCUUUGCUAGACCACAUCUAUAAACGUUACAUCCAGUCCGACUCAGCUGAACAUCCAGUACUUAUGUCAGAACCCCCAUGGAACACAAGGCACAAGAGAGAGAAGCUGACGGAAGUGAUGUUUGAGAAGUACAGCAUUCCAGCCUUCUUCCUGUGCAAGAAUGCAGUGCAAACAGCUUUUGCUAAUAUCCGAUCCACUGGGCUUGUUAUAGACAGUGGUGCAACGCAUACAACAGCUACGCCGGUCCAUGAAGGCUAUGUUUUACAACAGGGCAUCGUCAAGAGUCCCCUAGCGGGGGAUUUUGUCACCAUGCAGUGCAAGGAACUUUUUGAUGAAAUGAAAAUAGAAGUGGUUCCCCCAUAUCUUAUAGCCUCCAAGGAGGUGGUGAAAGAGGGCGCCCCAGCCAACUUCAAGAGGAAGGAGGUUCCACAGGUGACUAAAUCCUGGCACAGCUACCGUGUCAAACAGGUGCUUCAAGACUUCCAGAUUACAGCACUGCAGGUAGCAGAUACACCCUAUGAACCAGAUGCCGCUGAUCAGUUGCCCACAGUCCUGUAUGAUUUCCCUAAUGGCUACCAUCAAGAGUUUGCCGAGGAGCGAGUUCGUAUCCCAGAAGGCCUAUUUGAUAUCUCACAUGUCAAGGGCUUUGAAGGUAAUACUAUGUUGGGUGUUGGUCAUGUGGCCAGCACAAGUAUUGGGCUGUUGGAUGCUGAUAUCAGAGCGGCUAUGUACAGCAAUGUUAUUGUCACAGGAGGCAACACGCUGCUGUCUGGAUUCAUAGACCGCCUACAGAGAGAACUACAGAACAAGGCCCCACAGAAUAUGAGACUGAAGAUCAUCGCUCCGUCUGGCACCACAGAGAGACGAUUCAGUGCCUGGAUUGGUGGCUCUAUCCUUGCUUCACUGGGAACUUUCCAACAGAUGUGGAUAUCCAGACAGGAAUAUGAAGAAGCAGGCAAAAGCUGUGUGGAGAGAAAAUGUCCAUGAAUAUUUCAGUGUCAUUGUUCACUGCAAGAUGUAAGCAUCCCAUCCCCGUUUACAGAUCAGUCGCAAAAACUACACUGUCAAGAUUCAUUUGAACCGGUGUGUUAAAAGUAACACAGAAACGCUCAUUAGGACUCCUGGAGAGCAAUGGUGUGCAUUUGCAGGUACUAUAGGAACUGGGUCCCUUGAAAUAAAACUCGGUCCCAGAAUGCAAAUCACGGACGUUGUCUGAAGGGCUUGACAGCUUUGUGGUGUAAACUGCAACUUUUGGGCGCGUCACCUGUCGCGCAUUAAAAUGCACAUAAAUGUGAAUCUGUUUGGUUUUACAUGUAGCCUGGUUUUAAUUUUUUUUAAAAUUCCCAACAAAUAACAUUCAAAACUUUUCUUUUUCAUUGCCUUAGAAUAUACCAAGUAAUUUGUACGGUUGGUUGUGGGUACCUGAUCCCAUAAUCUGGAACCGGUUCCCGACAUCAGUGGUCGGGUACCGGUUCAGAUGCACUUUAUAGACUGAACGUUAUUAAGCAAAAUAACUGCACUGUGAAUUAACUGACCGGGCACUUUCGUACCACUUUUGAAAAAAAAUUAAGUUCUCUUUAGUAAUCUAAAAGCAUAAUUAAGAGGAACAAUAUAUUAAAGUAUUGUAUCCCUGAAAGCACUAUAAAGUGGACAUUGUAGAGUGCUUCAACCUUAACUCCACGCAUCUUCGCCAGGAAUGUUCUUGAAUCCCCAAACUCAACCACUGUGAGGAAAACCAGUGGCACAUCCACUCAAGGGUUUUCAUCAAGCUCUGGGCUGUAUCUUCCUCAAUUCUGCAAAUCCUUCCAAAUCACCUGGGUUUUUGAGGAUUUAGGAGGAUCAGAGUUAAAUUCCGAGAAAGGUAAAGAAUCACGAGGGGAGCAACUAGGGAAGUGUAGCAUAUCAGGGGGUUCUUUAUUGGCAACCUUCUGUUUUAAUAUUUAUGUACAUGAUAACGAAAAUAAAAAAGGCUGUAUUCACCCAUGG